Messenger RNA from Monopterus albus (swamp eel), 6034 nucleotides. RefSeq names its product mitogen-activated protein kinase kinase kinase 10 (gene map3k10). NCBI's taxonomy places the organism in Eukaryota, Metazoa, Chordata, Actinopteri, Synbranchiformes, Synbranchidae. The transcript has 11 exons. Bases 1957 to 5262 code for a protein of 1101 amino acids. Gene Ontology annotation, molecular function: ATP binding; JUN kinase kinase kinase activity; protein binding. The record is from RefSeq and is a predicted model, not a curated record. Gene Ontology annotation, biological process: protein phosphorylation; positive regulation of apoptotic process.
GUCCUCCUCCUCGUCCUGCACGGUGAGCGGCGCCCUGAUCUGCACCCAUGUGAUGGGUGAAAGUGCACGACCAGCUGCGCGCUUCAACCAUCCAUAUUAUAGGUAGAUCAGCGACAGAGGAAGCGCUUGUCCGCGCGUAUGUGAACGGCACCCCGGGGUAUUUGGAUGCAAAGUCAGCCCACAGACUGACAGCUUGGUCCUCGAAAUGUCACUUCUUUUGGGGGGGAAAGCCAGUUUGAAUAGGACAGAGCUGCGGACAGACUGGCCGGCGCAAAGGGGGACUCCCGGGAGCGUUUUCACUUGGCUCUAAACUGAGUUACGGACCUCUCAGAUGCAACCACACGCCCAUGCGACGAUAUCGGUGGAUGUUGCUGUCCUCAGUGUACAGGUUGGGUUAAAGUAAACGCUAUCUGUUUACGUAUUAAAAUAAAGCAGUAUAGACUGAGGCGGAAGACGCGAGCAGGGACUAGAUACAUAAUAAAUAGACUAUUACGUGUAAUAGUCACGUAAUAAAUAGGCCAACCGUAUUCUAUUAUUAUUAUUAUUAUUAUUAUUAUUAUUAUGGGGUGUCGAUCUGUUAAAGGAAACGCCGGAGGGGGUCUCUUCAGCGCCUUAUUUCAUCUCGUCCACUUGGAGCAGAGAUAAUGUAAUGCUGCAAUGCCACCAUGCAAACCUUCGUUGACAGUGUUUUCCACCUUGUUGCCGCUGUGAGAUGGUCUCUGCCUUUCCUAAAGAAGUCGUGGACAUUUUUUUUUCUAAUCGAGGACUCGUCUCCAUCACAAAUGAAGCCCAGCGGAGCCGAGUGAACCAGGCCGCUGCAUAGAGAGGGAGGCGGGAUUGUUGUGCUCAGACUUGGCUGGAUGCUGAACAUGGUGCCACUUCACACCUCCGUAUUGAAUAGCCUACCUGCCGCCCAGUCCUCGGAUUGUUUCUUUAAUAUUUUAGUUGUCUUAAAAUUGACGGGGCCCUUUUUUGGAUAAAGGCUAUCCAGGAACGCUGAACCGAGCAUGUAUACAGAAUUUAGCCUGCACCGGUUUGUGUGGAUGUAGGACGAAUAUCCGCGGUUAUUUCCAACCACAAUUUAGAAAACAGCCCAUAUUCAUGGCGAUGGCUGGCGGAGGAUGUGCAUCUCUGAGAAAAAAUGAUGAACCCUGCUCAGAGCACUUCAUUCAGCUCGAUCACAGACUGUGGUUUUUACUGGCAGCCUAAAUAGCCCAUAUUCCACACUAAAAUUAACCAGACAAUCAUUUGUGGUUUUAUUAUCACCCCUGAGUAUGUCUGUACCCCUCAGAGUCAGGACACUAGUUCUCAAUGGGAUGAUAUUAACUACAGAGAGGCUAUGUGUUUAUUAGGGCAGUAGAUUUCAGACUAUGGAGACAUCAUGAGCCCAGAUUUUGCUUUUGUUAAACAACCUAGUUGAGCAUUGCUUAAUUUUAACAACAAUGCAGGAAAUUCAUAAGUGUGUAACUGUUUUACAGGCAGCAAUAGAGAGAGCAGUGAGAGAAAUGAUCAUGUCUGGAUUUCAUUUCACCUUUCACUCUCUGAUCAGGAACUCAUCAGACUAAAGGAUUACUUACACCUGCUGUUUCUUGGAUAAUCACUGAUUCACAUCUUCUGUCAGGGUCUGUGGUCUGACAAUAAAGAACUUGGAGGGGUUACACUGACAGUCAUUGUUUGACUUGAUGUACAUUGUCCCUGACCGAACUUGCCUUUGGGAAUACAUGCUUACACACAGUGUAGCAACAGCACAACAGCAACUGGUAACAGGCUUUAGCACAGUUUCAGCAGCGAGAUGUGGUGAUGGGGGAGAAUAGUUGUAGGUCUCUGAUCCUUUGAUGCCUUCUCCCUCCCGCUGGUCAUCGAGGACAUCUCAUCUUAGUCAAUGGGCCCUGUGUGGAUUUUGUGCCUGAGCUGACAGAGGGCAGGCCUACAGUAUCAAACAGCAGUUAGGCUGCCAUGAACCCAUACGGCAGAGGCAACAGCACAGCAGCCUCCCUGUCCUGCACCAACUGUGGGGGCAGCUGCUCCCCGCCUCCCCCUUGCCUAAUCCCGCCUGGGCCCCCCUCCUCCAAUACCUCUUCUACCUCCUCCAUGCCUCCCAAUAUGACCCCUCCGCCAGCAAUGUUUCCUGCUCCAGUUGUGCAGCUGGAGAAUGGCAGCAGCUGGAACUCCCCCACCAUCUCAUCCUCUGGUUCCCCAGACUCCCAUCCUGGCCAUCGCUGUGGGGCCAGCAACCCCAACCCCUACUGGACAGCAGUGUUCGACUAUGAGGCCACAGCAGAUGAGGAGUUAACCCUGCGGCGUGGGGACCUUCUUGAGGUUCUUUCCAAAGACUCCAAAGUGUCUGGGGAUGAGGGUUGGUGGACAGGCAAGAUCCAGGACAAGGUGGGAAUCUUUCCAAGCAACUAUGUCACCAGGGGGGAUGCAGCCAGCUACCAGCAGCUGACUGCAGGGGGGCUUGUGGCGGGUGGUGUGGGUGAAUGCCCCUUGGAGAUAGACUUCACAGAGUUGCUCCUAGAGGAGGUGAUAGGAGCAGGUGGAUUUGGGAAAGUGUACAGAGGAGUGUGGCUGGGAGAGGAAGUAGCAGUAAAGGCUGCCAGGCAAGACCCUGAUGAGAAUAUUAGUGCCACAACAGAGAGCGUGCGACAGGAGGCCAGGCUGUUCUGGAUGCUCCAGCACCUCAACAUAAUCGCACUGCGUGGAGUCUGCCUGCGGGAGCCCAACCUGUGCUUGGUAAUGGAGUAUGCCAGAGGCGGGGCUCUGAACCGGGCCCUGGCUGGGAAGAAGGUUCCCCCAAGGGUUCUGGUGAACUGGGCAGUCCAGAUUGCAACAGGGAUGGACUACCUGCACAACCAGGCAUUCGUACCUAUCAUCCACAGAGACCUCAAGUCCAGCAAUAUCCUCAUCCUGGAGCCGGUGGAGCAGGACGACCUGAGCGGGAAAACUCUGAAGAUCACCGACUUUGGCCUGGCCAGGGAGUGGCACCAGACCACCAAGAUGAGUGCAGCGGGGACCUACGCCUGGAUGGCCCCUGAGGUCAUCAAACUCUCCUUGUUCUCCAAGAGCAGCGAUGUGUGGAGUUUUGGUGUGUUGCUGUGGGAACUGCUGACCGGAGAAGUUCCCUACCGAGAGAUAGACGCACUGGCAGUGGCUUAUGGAGUUGCCAUGAACAAGCUCACACUUCCUGUCCCUUCAACGUGCCCUGAAGCUUUUGCUCAGCUGCUGGGAGAGUGCUGGAGCCCCAUCCCUCACAGCAGGCCCUCAUUCACCAGCAUCCUGAGGCGGCUGCUGGCCAUCGAGCAGUCGGCCAUGUUCCAGAUGCCUCUGGAGUCUUUCCACUCCUUACAGGAAGACUGGAGGCUGGAGAUCCAGCAGAUGUUUGAUGAGCUCAGGGCCAAAGAGAAGGAGCUGAGAUCCUGGGAGGAGGCGCUGGCCCGAGCAGCCGAGGAGCAGAGGGAGCAGGAGGAGCAGCUGAGGAGGAGAGAGCAGGAGCUGGCAGAGAGGGAGAUCGACAUCGUGGAGCGAGAGCUGAACAUCAUCAUCCACCAGAUGUACCAGGAGAAACCCAGGGUGAAGAAGAGAAAGGGCCACUUCAAGAAGAGCAGGUUACUGAAGCUGGGCCGAGACGGCAACAGCAUCAGUCUGCCCUCUGGCUUUGAGCAUAAGAUCACAGUGCAGGCGUCUCCCAGUGUGGACAAGAGGAAGAGCCAGGGCAGCGAGAGCACCACCCCACCUGCCAGCCCGGGGGUCAUACCCCGACUGAGAGCCAUCCGAUUGACACCAAGUGAUGGCAGUAAGACGUGGGGCCGCAGCGCUGUGUGCAAGAAAGAAGACCUGACGUCCAACAAGAAGAAAGGACGCACCUGGGGGCCGAGCUCCACCCACCAGAGAGAAAGGGUCGGCGGCGAGGAAAAGCUGAAGUCACUGGGUGAGGGAAGCAAAGUGUGGUCGUCCAGUGCACCGAACCUGGGCAAAUCCCCCAAACAUGCACCUAUGACUGCUGGCUUCUCCAGCUUGAAUGAAAUGGAGGAGGGUAGUGAGUUUGAAGAAUCGCCGGGGUCCUUGCAGCCAUCAGAGACCAGUAGUAAUGGGGCCAUGGAGGACUCGGGGCCCCUGUGGGGCAGCCUGGGGCCCAAUACGGUAACUGCUGUUGGUUACACAAGCUCCUGCCAGAUUGCUGGAGGCCUGGGGGCCGGUGUGGGCUACCAGGAUUCGCUUCGCCGCUGCAGCCAGAGGAAGAAGAGUGAUAUGUUGAUGUUGGGUUGUGCCUCUCUACUCGCAUCUGUCGCCCUCGGACAAGACCUGCUGCAGCUGGGAAAACUACAGGUGCUUCAGGAUGAGCAGGACCUCCGAGAGGAGCAGCGGAAGAAGAAGGAGGGGCUCUUCCAGCGGACGGGACGUUUCCGUCGCAGCACCUCUCCGCCCAGCCGAAACUUCUCCCUCUCCCUGUCCAGACAUCAUGACUCAGCGCUCCCCUCCUUGGACCCUUCUCCCUCCGUCACACUCCUCUCUUUGUCUUCUCUGUCUGACUGCAACUCCACAAAGUCCCUCCUCCCUUCAGACCCAGACGAGUUACCUCUGACCCCGACGGCAGGGAUCAAAACGCCAGCUGCGCCUCCAGCUCCUGCGCUCAACCCGCUUUUAGACCUGCGGGCGGAGAGCUUCAAGAAGGAGCCUAACCAGUCACUCACACCUACCCACGUGUCUGCAGCCAUGGCCCUGAACAGAGGACACAGACGCACUCCUUCAGACGGGGCGAUACGACCCCGAGCCCAAACGCUGGGACACCACAGGACGCCGUCAGAUGGGAGCAUGCCCAUCCCUCCUCCACCAGGGGCACCACACAUCACACCUGUCAAAGGUACACAGGACACCCUGGAUAUCCCUCGUCUCCCCGACCCAUCCACCAUCUUCCCAGUCCCUCAUCGGCGUAAAGCUCCCGCUCCACCAAUCCCUGACCCCGAUCCUCUCUGCCUCAUCAGCCCCCUUGAGAGACCCAAGACGCUGGAGUUUGCCCCGCGGCCGCGGCCUGCCCCGGCCAAGAUGAGAGCUGACCCCUGGAAGCUGGGCUCUCUCUCUCGGACCUUGAGCUCAUCGCCGGGCAGCAGCUGUGACAGCCCGCUCGGGUCAGGUGACAGCAGUGCCUGUGCUGCACGGCCCAACCUGAUGGACAUGGACAUGGAGGGCCAGAGUUUGGACCACACUGUCCCUCUGUGUGGACAGCUGCAGCCUGCCACUCUAUGUGGACAGCAAUACUCAUAGUGACAAAUAGUGAGCGAACCUUUGUACUCUUUUGCAUUCAAACCUCUUCCAGGACAUUGGAGCUUGGGCUGGAGAAUGAACCCCUACUGAUGUCUGAGCCGAGCAAAGUGCACUCGUUCAAGUUUGCAAAAGUAUCUUGUCUUGUUUAAGCCAUUCCUCACAGCCUGGUCGUGCCCUCUAACCUGCAUGACACUGAGGGUCCUGGAGGCCUCUUAAAAGCCUUGUAGUGUGCUCACCUCACCCAGCACUUCUUCUUUCCCACCUUGGAAGCCAUCUCUACCCAAUCUUAGUGCCUCAUGGCUUGCAUUUCCUUUGAGACUCACAACCUUCAAAAGCCAUUUCUGACUUUGGUAACUGCUCAUUUCGACCCAUCUUGCUUUUGCCAGUCCGUGUGGUCUCCUGCUUUCUGCUUAUAUCUUUCCGGUCUCCCACUCCUUCAUUUUCUGUUUCACCUAAACAUCAAUUGUUUCAGGACUGUUUCCCUGACAACAAGAGGAGCAGGACUGUCUGAGGAGUUUUAGCAGAGUGUUCUUGUUCUUAUUUUGCACCCCGUUUGUUCUGCACAGACACCUCAGCACUGCCUUCAUCCUCACACGUGUCAUCUCUUCUGCAUGAGGGUCAUAGUCCUCUUCCCUCCUAGAUGCCGAGAGAAAGCCUUUUUUUUCCUCCUCAAAGCACUGGUUACAUCUUCAGCCUUGUACAGUGAAAAGCAGAGUUUAUUUUCUCAGUGCUUGCACCAUCCCUGCUUCAGCCUAUUAGCAAAAAUGUUUUG